AUGUCUGACAAAGGAGGAAAGGCUGGUUCUCUGUUAAGCAAAGGAUCCCUAAAGGGGAAAGAUGAUAGUGCAACAAAAUCAGCAAAGGGAAGGAAGGUUCAAUUUGCCAAAGAAGCUCCAUUUGAAUCCAUACUAAACGGGCAAAAAUCUGGUGGAAAAGCUGAUUUUGGCAGAGGCAAAGGAGAUAAGAUUGCUAAUGGUGGAAGGAGUUCUGCGACAAAAGACCCGCAUCAAUUUGAACAUAGAGUUGAUCAAAAACUUCCUGACAAUUUCCAAUGCCUGAUGGACUGCGAGGCUGCAGUUAUGUUACAAGGAAUUCAAGAUCGUAUGGUUUCUUUAUCUAGAGAUCCAGCUAUCAAAAUCCCUGCAUCAUUUGACAAGGGACUGCACUAUGCUAAAAGCAGCAACAAGCAUUCAAAUCCCGAGUUUGUUAGACUCGCUCUUGAGCCUCUAAUGAAUCAUGGUCUCACUGAGAGCGAGAUAUGUGUGAUUGCUAAUGCGUACCCAGAAACUGCUGAUGAAGUUUUUGCUCUCCUCCCAUCACUAAAGGGUAAGAGGGGCAUUAACAGCCAACCUAUCGAAGAAUCGUUGAGUGAGCUUGCUAAGCUUAAACAGACAAUGUAA
Messenger RNA from Lathyrus sativus (Indian pea), 624 nucleotides. NCBI's taxonomy places the organism in Eukaryota, Viridiplantae, Streptophyta, Magnoliopsida, Fabales, Fabaceae. The record is from the annotation of a GenBank genome assembly.